Messenger RNA from Malus domestica (apple), 1327 nucleotides. RefSeq lists its product as uncharacterized. Lineage: Eukaryota; Viridiplantae; Streptophyta; Magnoliopsida; Rosales; Rosaceae. The record is from RefSeq and is a predicted model, not a curated record.
AUAUAUAUUGUACGUAACGUUUGACCUUAGCUAGCAGCUACAUGCGAUGGAAAGCAUGAACCGUGGAGGAAGUUUCUCCUUCAGCUGCUCCGAGUCUGACUUGAACUUUUCUUCCCUCUCACAUUUCACCAACGACGACGACGAAGACGAUGAAUCUUACAUCGAAAUAGAACUUGACCAUCACCAUGAUCACCCUAAACCAUCAAGCCAAGAGGAUGAUGAGGAGGAGGAUGAAGAUCUUGGUCGUGGAGGACUAGACCGUGCGGAUUAUUUGCGCAUAUCGUUUUCGUCUAGUCUUCUCCAGGAGCUCUCCGCCACCAACCUCCCUCCCAAUCACGACUCUGAGGCAGCUGAUCACCCAGUAAACCAGAUUCCGUCGUCGCCAACGGUGUCAUAUUCUUGCCCUCUGAGCUCUUCUUCCAUGGAAGGCAGCUGUAGGAAUCCGAUAGGAUUGGAUGAGCCUUCAAGGCUCCGCAGAAGUACUAGCGCAAAAGGAAGAUUACCCAGAGUCAACCGGCUAGUCAACACGCUGCUGUUUGGUCUCCGGUCAUCAUCAGAGUCGCCUACCCCCGCAGACGACGCUGACCUGGCACGUAGCAGGAAAGCAUCAAACAUCAAAACCUCAAUAAACGGUGGCCUCAUGAAGUUUCUCUUCAAGUUCCGAGCCAUGAAUCUUGGAGCACUGGUAGCUUCAUUUGUAAAGCCCCGCCAAGUUGCUUGUGACGAUGACGAUCCUCAUCAAUCCCAAAACAUUAAUUGUCGAUGCAAGAACAAGAAAUCGAAGGAGAGUAGUAGCAGUACUCUUCAAUGGUUGGUUCCAAAGAAGCAAGGGAAAAGCAGCAGGACCAAGAACUCUUCAGAAGCAGUAGGAGGAGGUGACAAGUCCAGAGUGUUAUUGGAGACAAACUUGAGCGCAGUUAGAGGGGUUUUAGAAACAAUAGGAACUAGCAUGAGCACAGGCAUUGGUCGCAAAGAAAGAAGAACAAGGAGCUGCCAAAGUUCAAUUAAGUCUUCCCCAAUUCACCAAGGAUUUACAAGUGAUGACCAUAGUAAUAAGGUAUAUCUUUAUACAAGAGAAACCUCAAUUCAGGCUGCAAUUUCCCACUGCAAAACUUCAUUUGAACAAACAUCCAUAUCCUGAUUAAUUUUGGCUUUUAACGUGUAUAUAUGUGUUCGUUUCAGUAUUGGUUUUAGUUUGGUUCACAUGAAUAUUUUGUUGUACAAACGCUUCUAACAAGAUCUUAUUGUCGAUGGUUCUUCCUUGACAAGGUUAAGGCAUAGAGAAUGUACCCUUUUCACUAUAUAUAUGAUGCACGUCUAUUCUAAA